AUGGUGCAGGGGUUGUCCUCCGCGAAGGCCGUGCUGGCGCUACUGAGCGAGGCGGAGAACCUUGUCGUGCUUUUUGCACUCAAGCGGCUCUCGUCCUUGAUGGACACGUUCUGGCACGAGGUCAGUGCGAAGCUGCCCCUCAUCGAGGAACUUGCCGCCUCCGAGAAGCUGGCGGAUGAGACGCGCCGCCUCGCGUCUCUUGUCGCGUCGCAGGUGUACUUCCACCUCGGCGACUACAGCAACUCGGUAAAACAUGCGCUCGCCGCCGGCACCGCCUUCGACGCGACGACGCGGUCACUCUUUACGGACACGAUCUUGAGCCGCUGUAUUGACACGUAUGUGGCAUACCAGGAGACGCCGGAGAGCGAGCGGGCGGAGCUGCCGCCAAAGCUGGAGGAGCUCUUUGUCUCUCUGACCAAGUCAUGGGUGAUGGAGAACGAGACCAUGGCGGACUUGAAGGAGAUGGUCGGCUUCACCGUGCGUGCGUUCCGGCUGGACUUCCUGGAGAAGGUGCUGCGCCAGGCGCUGAGCAGGACGCACUCGGCUGAGAUUCUGAACUUCACCUUCUACGUGGCGAACGUGCUGCUGCAAGACAUCACGUUCCGCCGCAAGGUGCUCCGUCUGCUUGCGGAUCUGUACACAGAUGGUCUCUCCACUAUCGACUACUACUCCCUGGCUCACUGCCUGCUGUUCCUUGGCGAUGUGGAGGCGACCUCGAACCUUAUUUGUGGCUUGUGGAGGGGCGGCAGCAGGAUGGUCGCCUUCCAGCUAGCUUUUGACCUCUUUGAGUAUGGCAACCAGGAGUAUCUCUCUGGCGUCGUCGCCCAUUUGGACAAGCAGCUUGGGGUGGCGGAGCAGGCGCUGGAGGUGCAGCCGGCCCCGAGUACCUCUGACGCUGCCGGCGAUGCAUCUGGCGCACCGGCAGCGGCGGCGGUGCCGGAGUCGGCGGAGCAGAAGCUGCUCUCCGUUCUCAGUGGUCAGGUGACGACGAACCUGAACGUAAAGUACCUUUACUCUCGCUGCGUCGCCGACGUGUACGUGCUGGCGCAUAUUAAGAAGAUGACGGACCCACGCAGCUCUGUUAUUCACAACGCGACGGUGGUGGCGAACGCGUUCAUGUACAGCGGCACCACGAUGGACGGCUUCUUGCGCGACAACAUGAAGUGGCUCGGCGCUGCGCAGCACUGGGCCAAGUUCACUGCUGUCGCCAGCACUGGUGCCAUUCACCGUGGUCACACGGAGGAGGCGAUGCGGGUGCUGGAGCAGUACCUGCCGAAGGGCCCAAGCGUGCCGACGCUGCCGUACCAGGAGGCAGGUGCGCUGUACGCGCUCGGCCUCAUCUACUCCCCGCUCGGCGCCACGCGUGACCGCAGGACUAUCCAGUACCUUGAAGAGAACUUGCAGAAAUUCUCGACAAACGUGCAGAUGGUCCACGGUGCCUCGCUCGGCAUCGGCCUCACGGCGAUGGGGCUGCAGGACGAGGGCCUCUACGACGCCCUCUUCACGUGCGUGACGGGCAUGGACGCGGUGGCGGCCGAGGGCGCGUCCGUUGGCGUCGGCAUGCUCAUGCUCGGCAGCGGCAACGACAUUGUCUUGCAGAGUCUCAAGAACGUCGCCUACGAAGAGAACCAAAAGGAGAAGGUCAUACGUGGCGUGUGCAUGGCCAUGGCGCUCAUCAACCUUGGCCGCGAAGACGAGGCGCUCCCGUUGGCGGAGGAGCUGCUCGAGAGUGGUGACCCGUGGGUGCGCCUGGGCGGCUGCUUCGUGCUCGGUCUGGCCUACGCCGGCACCGAGAACGCCAAGACGAUUGAGAAGCUGCUCAGCGUCACGGUGAAGGACAUGUCCGACGACGUUCGCCGCACCGCUGUGACCAUGGUCGGCUUCCUGACCUUCAAGGACCCGAACCUGUGCCUCGAUCUGAUUCGCGUGCUCGUGGAUAGCUACAGUCCGCACGUACGCUACGGUGUAGCGAUGGCACUGGCUGUGAGCGCGGCCGGCACCGGCAACGCCGCCGUCAUCGACGUGCUGUGGGACAUGCUGGAGGACAUUGUCGACUACGUGCGCCAGGGCGCCGCGAUGGCGCUUGCCAUGGUUAUGGUGCAGCUGACAGAAAAGGAGAACCCGAGGGUGAAGGAUUUCCGCCUGUUGUUGGAGAAGAAGAUCGAGGACCGUAACGAGGGACGCUGCUCCAAAUUCGGCUACGUGCUUGCUUCCGGCCUGCUCGACGCGGGCGGCCGCAACUGCACCUUUGCCCUGCACAAGCAGCGCCACCGCCUCGACAAGGCUGUCGUCGGCGUCUUCAUGUUCCUGCAGUACUGGUACUGGUACCCGUACUUGCUCAUGAUCACGCUGGCCAUGCAGCCCACGUGCAUUAUUGGUCUGAACGAGUCGCUGGAGCUACCCGAGUACACGUUCAAGUCCAACGCCCCUCCCAGCACCUACGCCGUGCCCAAGUCGGUGCUGCAGGAGAAGAGGGUGAAGACGUCCGAAGUGCAGGCGGUCGUGCUGUCCACGACGCGCAAGGAGGAGGAGCUGCGGCAGCGCCGUCACCAGGGGCCUGGAAGCUCGGGGUUGACCGCCGGCGCCUCCGCGACUGGCGCGCCUGGCGGUGAUGGCGGGGUUGCUGAGGCGGGCAGCAAGAGGGGCGGCAACAAGGACGGCGGCGGCGCGUGUGGCGAGGCGGCGGAGCAGGAACCGGCCUUUGAGAUCCUGCACAACCCAGCGCGUGUGACGGCGCAUCAGUUUUCCGUCAUUUCGCAUGACGUAGACGUGCGGUACGUACCGCUGAAGCCGAAGCCGAUGGGCAUCUGCCUCUUGAGGGACACGAAGCCUGAGAUGGGUGCCGAGGUGCUGGUAGCGCCUGUGGUGCUGUCGGACCGCGACGAGGCCCCUGUGCCGGAGCCCUUCUCCUACCCGUAG
Messenger RNA from Leishmania major strain Friedlin, 2919 nucleotides. Its product is annotated as putative proteasome regulatory non-ATP-ase subunit 2. The transcript has a single exon. Gene Ontology annotation, molecular function: enzyme regulator activity. Gene Ontology annotation, biological process: regulation of protein catabolic process; proteasome-mediated ubiquitin-dependent protein catabolic process. Lineage: Eukaryota; Euglenozoa; Kinetoplastea; Trypanosomatida; Trypanosomatidae. Bases 1 to 2919 code for a protein of 972 amino acids. The record is from RefSeq and is a predicted model, not a curated record. Gene Ontology annotation, cellular component: proteasome complex; proteasome storage granule; nucleus.